AUCACUCUCGAUGCGAACGGAGUUUUGUCAGGUCCGUCUAUGUUGAGUUCAUGGGUCCGCGGCUUUCUCCCUGUCCGCGAGGUGCUGAUCAUGAAGCAGUAGCCAUUUUGAAACACAAAUCGUUCACAGUACACCCGCCCUGAAACCUGGAACUAUGCCGCGGGGCCGGCCUCGAAAACUGAGGGAUAAAACCACCAACGGAGCAGCAGACCUCUCCGAGCAGAAGGCUGACAGCUCCAGUCAUGGAGAGACCAGGGACAUCAGGUGCUCUGUGUGUUCCCAGAGCUUCAGCACUGAGAGCCAGCUACAACGGCACCACAGAGAACACCAGGCCAACGACAAGCCUCAUCGCUGUGACCAGUGUCCUCAGACGUUCAACGUGGAGUUCAACCUCACCCUCCACAAGUCGACGCACACCACCUCCAACCCCACCUGCCCCGUGUGUCAGAAGAGGUUCUCGCGCGUGGCCAGCCUCAAGUCCCACAUCAUGCUGCACGAGAAAGAGGAGAACCUGAUUUGCACCGAGUGCGGGGAUGAGUUCAUCCUGCACAGCCAGCUGUCUCUCCACCUUGAGGAGCAUCGGAAGGAGCUGGCCGGCAUCAAGGUGUACUCCUGCAAGACCUGCGGCAAGGACUUCAAGAUGGCCGCUCAGCUCAAGGAGCACAUGAAGAUCCAUGUCAAGAUGAGGGCAUUCACAUCAAAUUCCAGAAACUACAAGAAGAACAUAGAUCGCAGUGGAUUCACCAAUCGUUGUCAGCACUGCGGGAAGACCUUCAAAAAGCCCAGUCAACUGGUCCGGCACAUCCGCAUCCACACUGGCGAGAGACCCUACGUUUGCCCCAACUGUGGGAAGUCCUUCAACCAGAAGGUGGUUCUGCAGACCCACAUGGUCAGGCAUACCGGGGAGAAACCACACCUCUGCAUGUUCUGCCCUGCCUCCUUCUCCCAGAAGGGCAACCUGCACUCCCACGUACAGAGAGUCCACUCCGAGGCUAAGGGGGUGCCUCUUUUCCCUUGCAUGGACUGCAGCUGCGUGUUCAAGAAGCUCGGCAGUCUCAACGCCCACAUCAGCAAAAUGCACAUCUCCAUCAUAGACGAGCCGUCCAACACACAGGAGGUGGAGGAGACGUGUGGGGGGGGCGCGGGGUCAGAGGGCAGCGAGGUGGUGACCGACGUGAUCCAGCAGCUUCUGGAACUCUCCGAGCAGGUGGCCGGGGAGAGCUCCCAACCACAGCCCCAGGAACAGGCCAUCACUAUGGAGACCGCCAUCAACCAAGACAUCUUGCAGCAAGCCCUGGAGAACAGCGGGCUCAGCGUGGUCCAGUCUCAGAGCGGCCACGCCACCGGGGGCGCUGUCUCGGACGGCAAGAAGCUGCCCGGCCACGAGAAACCUGCCAAGAAGGAAAAGAGGAACAUCUUCAAGAAGCCUGUUCAGAUGCCAGGAUCCAUCAGAGAGGAGAACGGCGUGCGCUGGCAUUGUUGCCCCUACUGCUCCAAGGAGUUCCGGAAGCCCAGCGACCUUGUGCGCCACAUCCGGAUCCACACCCACGAGAAGCCCUUCAAGUGCAAGCAGUGCUUCAGGGCGUUUGCGGUGAAGAGCACCCUGACGGCCCACAUGAAGACCCACCUGGGCAUCAAGGCCUUCAAGUGCCAGUUCUGCCUCAAGUGCUUCUCCACCUCGGGCAGCAUGAAGGUCCACAUGAGACUUCACACAGGAGUGCGUCCCUUCCCGUGCCCGCACUGCGAGAAGAUCUUCCGCACGUCGGGCCACAGGAAGACGCACAUCGCCUCGCACUUCAAGAGCUUGCAGCAGAGGAAGCACAAGUUCCCCCGCAAGACUCACAAGACAAAGGUGUCCAAGAGCAGCUUGCCCCUGCCGGACAUACCCUUGCAGGAGCCCAUUCUCAUCACCGACCUCGGUCUGAUCCAGUCCCAGAAUCCCCGUCUGUCUCUGCAGCACUACCUGGACAUGGUGGACAGCGACCGGCCCUACAAGUGCCUCUACUGCAGCAAGGCUUACAAGAAGUCCAGCCACCUCAAACAGCACGUCAGGUCUCACACGGGCGAGCGGCCGUACAAGUGCCUGCAGUGCAGCAAGGGCUUCGCGUCGUCCGGUGUGCUCAAGGCCCACAUCCGUACGCACUCGGGCCUCAAGGCCUACAAGUGUCUGAUGUGCGACACCACCUUCACCACCAGCGGCAGCCUGCGGCGUCACAUGACCACGCACAGCGACCUCCGGCCGUACAUGUGCCCCUACUGCCAGAAGACCUUCAAGUCGUCGCCCAACUGCCGCAAGCACAUGAAGACACACAGGUAUGAGCUGGUCCAGCAACUCCAGCAGCAGCCCACAGACGACCCCAUGGGCGGGACCACCGUGUCACAUGACAUGCAGGUGGAGAUCGAGGCCGAUGCCCUCCAGGCCCAGGCCCCUCCCUCCGCGGGCGGCGAGCAGGAGGGCAUGCUGGGGCUGGGCCAGGGGGCGGGCGGUGGACAGCAGGUGGCGCUGGAGACCCAGCUGAGCGACCAGGGAGAGGACACCUUUGUUACAACUCAACAUGUGAUGCCUCAGACCAUUAGCCAGUUUGAGACGCAGUCUCUACCUCAGCCUGCCUUUGACCAGCAAGCUCUUUCACAAGGUUUCACCAUUACAGAAAGUUAUGCCCAGCCCCAGUUCACCACCGUCCAACAACUCCAGGACUCCAGCACUCUGGAGUCCCAGGCCCUGUCCUCCAGCUACCCCCCCCAGAACCUGCUCCACGUCCCCAGCUCCGAGGUGGCCAGAGGCCUCCUCCAGGACCCCCCCGAGGCUGAUGUGCAGCUCAGCGGCCAGAUUCAGGACUACCAGGACGACAGCGAGGAGAACGGCAAACGGGCCUACAGGUGCAACUGGUGCAGCAAAGCCUUCAAGAAGUCGAGCCACCUGAAGCAGCACAUCCGCUCGCACACGGGAGAGAAGCCCUUCAGGUGCAACCUGUGUGGCCGGGCCUUCGUGUCGGCAGGGGUGCUCAAGUCCCACCUCAACACGCACACGGGGGUGAAGGCCUUCCGGUGCAACGUGUGCGGCGCCUCGUUCACCACCAACGGCAGUCUGAACCGUCACAUGAUCAUCCACAUGAAGCCCUACAAGUGUCCCAUGUGCGACGAGAGCUUCCGGAGCAGCCUGCUCUGUCGCAAGCACCUGAAGAAGGCGCACGCGCUGGAGGACAGAGGCCUGGAGGAGGAGGAUGUGGAGGAGGAGGAGGAGGAGCGCGACCCCAUGGCCACCAAGAGGAGCCGUGCCGACAUCAUCACCUUCACGGAGGAGCAGGCGGCCGAGCUGGCCAAGACCAGCCCCGGGGAGGAGGCGUCCGUCUCUGAGAAGGUGCUGGCCCAGUCUGCGGCGGAGAGGGACCGCAUCAGUGAGAUCAAGGACAAGGCCGUGGAGCUGGACACGGAGCCCAAGUUCGCCAACUGCUGCAACUUCUGUCCCAAGAGCUUCAAGAAACCCAGUGACCUCGUCAGGCACAUCCGUAUCCACACAGGAGAGAGGCCGUUCAGGUGCGAUGAGUGUGGCAAGACCUUCACAGUCAAGUCCACCCUGGACUGUCACGUAAAGACCCACACAGGUCAGAAGCUCUUCAACUGCCACAUGUGCAACACCUCCUUCUCCACCAAGGGCAGCCUGAAGGUCCACAUGCGCCUGCACACCGGCUCCAAGCCCUUCAAGUGCCCCUACUGCGAGCUGCGCUUCCGCACCUCGGGCCACCGCAAGACCCACAUCCAGUGCCACUCCAGGCCCAGCUCGGAGGGCCGCAAGGCCAAGCGGGCAGCCUCGGCCCGGGCCCAGCAGAGCCAGCAGGCCGCGGAGCAGGACCAGGCCUCGGCCCAGCAGGUCCAGGCGGGCGCGGAGGGGCUGCACCUGCUCCAGACCAGCUCGUCUGACCCCAACCUCUACCUCCCGGCCAACCAGGUCCUCACGGGCCAGUUCGACCAGAGCCUGCUGCAGCAGGGCCUGGUUGGACAAGCUAUCCUGCCUGCCUCCAUGUCAGGGGGUGACCUGACCGUGUCUCUGUCGGAGGGCCUGGCCACCCUAGAGGGGAUCCACCUGCAGCUGACCUCAGCUAACCUGGUGUGCCCCAACGUCCAGAUCUCUGGGAUCGACACCAGCAACAUCAACAACAUCACCUUGCAGAUCGAUCCGGCCAUCCUCCAGCAGACCCUCCAGCAGGGCGGCCUCCUCUCUCACUCCCUGACCUCUGACCCCGGCCUGACCUCGCACCUGGCGUCCGGCGACCCCGGGGGGCUGCCCGCCAACGUGGUGCUCCAGCCCCUCACCAGCCUGGCGCUGCAGCCCUCCAGCAUGGCCGCCUCCGGCACCAGCAUGGGGGGCCUGGGAGAGCCAGACGGCUCAGGUUCCCAGGAGCUGGGUCAUGUGAUGAGCUCGGGGCUGGUGCCGGGUGGAGCCGGGGGCCAUGAGAUCACCCUGACCAUCAACAACUCCAGCCUGACUCAGGCUCUGGCCCAAGCCCAGGCAGCCGGGGUCAGCGCCGGAGCAGGGAACCCUCAGGAAAUCACCCUCACCAUCUCGGGUCAGGACCUGCUGUCACAGCCCAGCGCCUCCGCUGGAGGGGAGAUGAACGGUGGCAUCAGACUGUCAUCGCCCCUCGUAACCCAGACGGCCAACGCCACUCUGACCCUCAACAACGACCACCUCCUACCUCAUAGUACCUCCAACGCUGGCAUGACUGUCACCAGCCUGCCGUCCAGCACCGCCCUAUCACAGACUGCCGUGUCACAGAGCCUGGUGAUGUCAUCAGGGAGCGUGGUGGAUGGAAGCGUGACCCUCACCCUGGCCGACACGCAGGGCAUGCUCGAUGCUGUCACCCUGAACUUGAACGCACAGGGUCAACAGUUUCCUGCAGUGCUGAACGAGUCUGGUCUCUCGGGGCAACCAGCAGGCUCCACACAGCAGGUCAUCCUCGUUAGCCACACCCCCAACGGCCCUGAUCGAUCAUCCGACAACGGCUUCAGACUGGCCGAGGCGGCCCAGGUGUGUGUGAAGGCGUCGGAGGCGGAGCCUCCCAAACAGAACCAGUGUUUCUACUGUGACCAGGUGUGCCAGAGCGCCAACACGCUGAGACGGCACUGCCGGCAGGCCCACGGCAAGGAGCGCUGCCACGUCUGCCGGGCCUGCGGCAAGGCCUUCAAGAGAGCCACACACCUCAAGGAACACGAGCGCGUGCACAAGCGAGGCCCCUCCCCCAGCUCCCGCAGGCCGCGCCACUUCAACUGCACCGUCUGCGUCAAGGCCUUCACCAAACCCAGCCAGCUGGAGAGACACAACCGCAUACACACAGGAGAGCGUCCUUUCAAGUGUGAGCAGUGCGACAAGGCGUUCAACCAGAAAAGCUGCCUGCAGGUGCACAUGGUGAAGCACACGGGAGAGAAGCCCUUCAAGUGUGAGGUCUGCAGCAUCGGCUUCACACAGAAGAGCAACAUGAAGUUACACAUGAAGAGGCUGCAUGACUAUGCCCCAGCUCAGAUCCAAGUCUCACUGGAGACGGAGGAAGUGGAGGAGGUGGAGGUGACCCCGGAGCUCCACCUGGAGGAGGUUGUCCAGGAGUCGUCCGGAGACUGGCAGUGCAGCAUGCCCGGCGUCUUUCCCUAGUCGCCGUCUGAAGCGACUCACACGCCACCGAGGCAUCAUGGGUCAUGUAGUCCACAUAACCUAGCCCCCUAGCCACUGUUAGUUGCAUGCUUUUGUGAACAAACUGCACUUUUUCUGAACGUGUCCUUCCCAGGCUGACAAAGGUUUUUGCGUCGGAAACAGACAAAACAAUUGUGCUAUUUGUGUCUUUCUGUUUCAAAAAAGGUCAACAUAGAUUAGCCUAAAACCCGGGAAGAAUAUGCAAUGUCUUCGUUUUUUCUUCUCAGGCUUUAAACUUUUGGGACUGUUAUAUUAGUUCCCUUCGUUCUGGUUCUAAGGCAACCCUCAUCCAAAAUAUCAGAGAGGACAGAACUCUGAGGAAAGUGAGCUUUCAGAUAUUUUGGCCCUCGUGUGUGGCCGUCUACUCUCAUGUUCGUCCCGUGCCAGCCUCCAAAACCAGGAACAGGCUUUGUCCAAACGCCGCGCUUUUGUGCAGUUUACUGAGGGAAAAAAAGUUUUCUUCUCUCCUUUUCAUGACAUUAUAUUUUUGUAUGUUUAUACUCUACAGUUUUUGUAAAAGGCAAGCUAAAUCUACUUUUUCCCCAUAUGUUUUGUUUUGUCGAACGUUCUUUUGCCAUGUAAAAUAGAAGGUGGCCUUGAAUGGGUCUAAGUGCUAACAAGGGGAGCUUAAAUGUUCCCCUCCAAGUAAAGGUGCUCCUCUUCGUCUCUGUAUGAGAACCCCGAUAAAAACACUUUGUAGAACAUUUUGCAGGUUCUAACCAGAACCUGUGUUUGACAAAAUGAUGUAGAGUAGACCUUGUGAAACCACUAUAGACGUCUUCUGUGUAACAUCUUCGGCUGAACCAUGACCACUCUGACCAUGAGUGGCAUGAGGCUGACAGAAUUCAUGCACAGCCCUUUUUUAUACAAUAUUUUAUUUUGUAAAUAGUGUACGAUAGAUGCCUAUUUUCUGAUGGUAAGGGUGAACAAGCUCUUUGUCCAGCUAUGCCAGUGUACAAAGACUAUAAGCUGUUGAGAUUUAGUCAGGCGAGAAUGUAUUUUUUAAUGUUCAGAAAAUGUUUAAUAAAACAAAUUUUCUACUUC
Osmerus eperlanus (European smelt) is the source of this 6730-nucleotide messenger RNA. RefSeq names its product zinc finger protein 236-like. Gene Ontology annotation, molecular function: RNA polymerase II cis-regulatory region sequence-specific DNA binding; DNA-binding transcription factor activity, RNA polymerase II-specific. Gene Ontology annotation, biological process: regulation of transcription by RNA polymerase II. The record is from RefSeq and is a predicted model, not a curated record. Gene Ontology annotation, cellular component: nucleus. Lineage: Eukaryota; Metazoa; Chordata; Actinopteri; Osmeriformes; Osmeridae.